Molecule: messenger RNA, 7798 nt
Organism: Tachysurus fulvidraco (yellow catfish)
Lineage: Eukaryota; Metazoa; Chordata; Actinopteri; Siluriformes; Bagridae
Gene: kif1ab
Product: kinesin family member 1Ab
Exons: 48
Coding region: 373-5706 (1777 amino acids)
Biological process (GO): microtubule-based movement
Molecular function (GO): microtubule motor activity; microtubule binding; ATP binding
Source: RefSeq, a predicted model, not a curated record
CUCAGCUCCAUCAUCACAGCCAUUUUGUGCUUCUGCUCUCUCCACCCUCUCCUCCCUCCUCCCUCCCUUCUUCCUCCUGAGCCCACCCCGUUUCCUAACGCACCACUGAGUACCAGGACCUUGCAGACACACACACACACACACACAGUGACGCUGUGGCUGGAGGCUGAUGUGCUGAUCCAGGGAGAGGCUGAGACCCUGCACACAUACACACGCACACACAGAGUGAGAAAAACAAGGCAGACGAGGACGACAGGCUCAAUGGAAUAACAUCCAACGCCAGAAGGCUCCCCGGGACUUUCACCAUUACGGAGAUUGGGUGGAUCUCGGCCUGUGUUUCUCCUCCAGCUGUAACUCUUCUCGUCUCUCAUCAUGGCCGGAGCGUCGGUGAAAGUGGCCGUCAGGGUUCGACCCUUCAACACCAGAGAGAUCAACAAAGAGAGCAAGUGUAUUAUUCAGAUGUCGGGGAACACCACCACGAUCAUCAACCCCAAACAGCCGAAGGAGAACAAGAGCUUCAACUUUGACUAUUCUUACUGGUCUCACACAUCGCCCGAAGAUGUGAACUUCGCUUGCCAGAAACAAGUCUACAAGGACAUCGGAGAGGAAAUGCUGCUUCACGCAUUCGAAGGCUACAACGUCUGCAUCUUCGCAUAUGGCCAAACCGGUGCGGGAAAAUCCUACACCAUGAUGGGCAAACAGGAGAAAGACCAACAGGGCAUAAUACCUCUGAUGUGUGAAGACCUUUUCACCAAGAUCAAUGACAACGGAGACAACAACAUGUCCUACUCUGUGGAGGUCAGUUAUAUGGAGAUCUACUGUGAGCGAGUGAGAGAUCUGCUUAACCCCAAGAAUAAAGGAAACCUACGUGUGAGAGAGCAUCCACUCAUGGGGCCGUAUGUGGAAGAUCUGUCCAAAAUGGCCGUCACGUCCUACAAUGACAUCCAGGACCUGAUGGACUCGGGCAACAAAGCCAGAACUGUAGCAGCGACGAACAUGAACGAGACGAGCAGUCGCUCUCAUGCCGUCUUUAACAUCAUCUUCACACAGAAGCGCCACGACAGUGACACGGACAACACCUCCGAAAAGGUCAGCAAAAUCAGUUUGGUGGACUUGGCAGGCAGCGAGAGAGCCGACUCGACCGGAGCCAAAGGCACCAGACUGAAGGAAGGAGCAAACAUUAAUAAAUCCCUGACCACGCUCGGAAAAGUGAUUUCUGCUUUAGCUGAAGUGGAUUCGUUACCGAACAAGAACAAGAAGAAGAAGAAGGUGGAAAGCUUUAUCCCGUACAGAGACUCUGUACUCACCUGGCUGCUCAGGGAGAACCUCGGGGGAAACUCACGGACUGCCAUGGUAGCGGCUCUGAGUCCUGCAGAUAUUAACUACGACGAGACUCUCAGCACUCUCAGAUACGCUGACCGUGCGAAACAGAUUCGUUGUAAUGCUGUCAUUAACGAAGACCCCAACAACCGCUUGGUGCGUGAGCUGAAGGAGGAAGUGGCUCGUCUGAAGGACUUGCUGUACGCCCAAGGCCUAGGUGAUAUCAUCGAGAACUUGUCCAACUACAACGCUAACUCGAAUAGUGUCUGGGCUGUCAAUCAAAGCCGUGAUCUCUUCACAGUGACCAAUGCGAUGACAGGGAUGAGUCCUUCUCCCUCUCUUUCGGCUCUCUCCAGCCGAGCCGGAUCCAUCAGCAACUUACACGACCGGAUCAUAUUCACCCCUGGCAGUGAGGAAGCCAUUGAGAGGCUCAAGGAAACAGAGAAGAUCAUUGCGGAGCUCAAUGAGACAUGGGAGGAGAAACUAAGGCGAACUGAGGCCAUCAGGAUGGAGAGGGAGGCUCUUCUGGCUGAAAUGGGCGUGGCCAUGAGGGAAGAUGGAGGCACUGUCGGAGUGUUUUCACCAAAAAAGACACCUCAUCUGGUCAAUCUGAACGAAGACCCACUGAUGUCUGAGUGUUUACUGUACUACAUCAAAGACGGGAUCACCAAGGUUGGCCGUGACGAUGCUAGCUGUAGGCAAGACAUUGUCCUGAGUGGACACUUCAUUAAAGAAGAGCACUGCAGCUUUACAAGCAGCACUGGACCUUCGGGAGAGGGAGUGGUGGUCCUGGAGCCAUGUGAGGACGCAGAGAUAUAUGUCAAUGGCAAGAGAGUGACUGAGCUCACAGUUCUUAGAUCAGGGAACCGUAUCAUCAUGGGAAAGAGCCACGUUUUCAGAUUUAACGACCCAGAGCAGGCGAGGCAGGAACGGGAGAGGACACCAUGCGCCGAGACACCCAUGGAGCCCGUGGACUGGGCCUUUGCUCAGCGAGAGCUUCUGGAAAAACAGGGCAUAGACAUGAAACAGGAGAUGGAGCAAAGACUACAGGAGCUGGAGGAUCAGUACCGCAGGGAGCGGGAGGAGGCGAGCAACCUUCUGGAGCAGCAGAGACUAGACUAUGAGAGUAAGCUGGAGGCUCUUCAGAGGCAGGUGGACUCACGGUAUUACCCAGAAACCACAGAAGAGGAAGAGGAACUGGAAGAGGAAGUGCCAUGGACACAGCGGGACAUUGAGCUGGCACUCUGGGCAUUCCGGAAAUGGCGCUUUUACCAGUUUACCUCACUGCGGGACUUACUGUGGGGAAAUGCCAUUUUUCUCAAGGAGGCCAAUGCCAUUAGUGUGGAGCUCAAAAAGAAGGUUCAGUUCCAGUUUGUUUUACUGACGGACACACUUUACUCUCCGCUCCCUCCUGACCUCCUGCCUCCUAGCGUGGCUAAAGACCGUGAGAAGAGACCUUUCCCUCGCACUAUUGUAGCUGUGGAGGUGCAGGACCAGAAGAAUGGAGCCACUCACUACUGGACCUUAGAAAAAUUAAGACAGAGGCUGGACCUGAUGAGAGAGAUGUACGAUCGAGCAGCUGAUAUUCCCAGUAGCACCGUGGAGGACUGUGACCAUGCCCUGACUGGCGGGGACCCCUUUUAUGACCGCUUCCCCUGGUUCCGCCUUGUUGGGAGCACUCCCAUUCUGAAAACGUGCAUGAGCGAGCGCAUGAGAGACCCCUCCCCCUCCCCCACCCUCUCCGAGCCCGACUCGGAUGUAACCGAGCUCGCAGACGAGCAGCAUUAUGGGAAGGAGGAGGAGGAGGCUGAGUCAGAGGACCUGGACGAUGAGAUGAGUGUGGAGGAGGGCCGUCAGUGCCGAGGCCAGGACCCAUUUUACGACCGCUGGCCUCUGUUCUGUUUAGUGGGAAGGGCGUUUGUGUACCUGAGUAACCUGCUGUACCCUGUCCCUCUGGUGCACCGUGUGGCCAUCGUGAGCGAGAAAGGCGAGGUGAAGGGCUUCCUCCGGGUCGCGGUGCAGGCCGUCUCAGCUGACGAAGAAGCUCCGGAUUACGGCUCGGGCGUCAGACAGUCAGGAACGGCUAAGAUCUCGUUCGAGGAUCAGCAGUUCGAGAAGUUUCAGACGGAUUCGUGUUCGGGGGGAAUGUCACACUCCAACACGUCUCAGGAGGAACUGCGCAUCGUAGAGGGAGAAGGACAAAACGCCGAGACGCUGAGUCUCUCAGCCGACGAGGUCAACAACAACACCUGCAGCAUCUCACCUGAUGUUCCUGGCAGUCCUCAGAAGGAAGGUGUGGAGGUCAGAGGUGAAGCCAUACAGGAACAAACACUUUCACACCUGAAGAUCGGAAGCAGCUUCACCUUCAGAGUCACCGUCCUGCAGGCCUCCAGCAUCUCCGCCGAGUACGCCGACAUCUUCUGCCAGUUCAACUUCAUCCACCGGCAUGAUGAGGCGUUCUCCACAGAGCCACUGAAGAACACGGGCCGCGGACCGCCGCUGGGCUUCUACCAUGUCCAGAACAUCACGGUGGAUGUGACCAAGUCGUUCGUGGAGUACAUAAAGACUCAGCCCAUAGUGUUCGAGGUGUUCGGACAUUAUCAGAAACAGCCAUUUCCUCCUCUGUGUAAAGACCUCAUCAGUCCUCUGCGUCCAUCAAGACGUCAGUUCCCGCGUGUCAUGCCUUUAUCUAAACCAGUUCCAGCGACUAAGCUGAGUGCGAUGGCUCGCUCCUCAGCCGGUCCGUGUCACUGUAAAUACGACCUGAUGGUUUUCUUUGAGAUCUGUGAGCUGGAGGCGAACGGCGAUUACAUCCCGGCUGUAGUCGAUCACAGAGUGGGAAUGCCCUGCCACGGAACGUUCCUGCUGCACCAGGGCAUCCAGAGGAGAAUCCGAGUGACUAUAGCUUACGAGACAGGAAAUGACAUCGAAUGGAAGGAAGUGAAGGAGCUGGUUAUCGGUCGAAUCCGUAACACACCUGAAGCUGACGAGACCAUCAUUGACCCCAACAUCUUGUCCCUCAACAUCCUCUCCUCCAGCUACAUUAAACCUUCUUAUGAUGACAGCGUUUCCUUGGGAAUCGAUCAUAGGACGUUUUAUCGCUUCGAGGCGGCGUGGGACAGCUCCAUGCACAACUCCCUGCUCCUGAACCGGGUCACUCCAUACGGAGAGAAAAUCUACAUCACGCUCUCAGCGUACCUGGCGAUGGAGCACUGCACCCAGCCUACAGUCAUCACCAAAGACUUCUGCAUGGUUUUCUACUCCAGAGAUGCGAAACUUCCUGCCUCGCGCUCCAUCAGGAACCUGUUCAGCACCGGAGCUUUCAGGCCUUUAGAGAGCAAUCGUGUGACCGGAGUGUAUGAGCUCAGUCUGUGCCAUCUGGCAGAUGUUGGAAGUCCAGGAAUGCAGAGGAGGCGUCGGCGUGUGUUGGACACAUCGGUGGCGUAUGUUCGUGGUGAGGAGAACCUCGCUGGCUGGAGGCCUCGCAGUGACAGUCUCAUUCUGGACCAUCAGUGGGAGCUGGAGAAGCUCAGUCUCCUGCAGGAGGUGGAGAAGACAAGGCACUACCUGCUGUUGAGAGAGAAACUUGAAGCGUCUGUUCUGCUGAGUCCGGAGUCUUUGUGCAGUAAAGACCUGAUGGAGUCGCCUAAAUCCCUGAGUCCCAAUCUGGCAGGCAGCCCCAUACUGGAUUCAACCAAUGAGAGACAGAGGGAGCUGGCUGCCAAGUGUCUGCGACUGCUCAUGCACACCUUUGACAGGCAGUACAGCCAGGUGAGCAGCAGUGCCAGUGAGAGCAAGCUAUCGGAGAUGUCUGCGUCUCUGCUAAGAGACACGUCCUCCUCCGCUCUGAGUUCUCUCACUCCCUCCACUACCUGUCCUUCUCUGGUGGACGGUCACUACGGAAACCUCGACCUCAGUGUUGCAGAGACUCACUCUGGAGCAUCCAGUCCAGAUUUGGACCCGUUCAGUCCUGAGGAGAGGAAACCUCGAACCUGCACAUUUGUCCCCAACAUCCAGGAAAUCCGAGUCAGCCCCAUCGUGUCUAAGAAAGGGUACCUGAACUUCCUGGAGCCUCACACCAGCGGCUGGGUGAAGCGUUACCUGGUGGUGCGGCGUCCAUACGUCUAUCUGUACCGCAGUGAGAGAGACAGCGUGGAGAGAGCUGUCAUUAACCUGUCGUCCGCCCAGGUGGAGUACAGUGAGGAGCAGCACGGCCUCCUGAGGACCCCCAAUGCGUUUGCGGUGGUCACUGAGCAUCGUGGAAUCCUCCUGCAGGCCGGCAAUGAAAAAGAAAUGCAUGACUGGCUUUAUGCCUUCAACCCACUGCUGGCUGGAACCAUCAGGUCGAAACUCUCCAGGACGAAAUCCACACAGAUGAGGAUGUGAACACAGCAGUGCUGGUCCUCUGUCUGAGAUUAAACACAGAAACUCAACACACUCCUGUGGUGUAAAUACUGGUGUGAAGAUAAUACUAGCCUGUGCCUGCCUGCCUCCCUCUCUACUGCCCCCUGCUUGUGUGUGCGUAAGAGAGAUAGUGUGACAGAGUGUGUGUGAGUGAACGUGUGUGUGUGUGUGUGUGUGUGUGUGUGUGUCAUUAGCAAAAGUCCUAAGUACUGUAACUCACCAUAAGCUUGUUAGUGAUAAUUAUGAUAAAAAAAUCAGCACCAUACAAAACGCCUCCGUUUUAAAAUGUAAAGACUUUAGCCGCUGUAAAUGCGACACAAUGCUGCAUAUGUGUGUGUGUGUGUGUGUGUGUGUGUGUGUGUGUGUGUGUGUGUGUGUGUGUAUGAGUGCACUCUUCUUUAGAUUAGACAUGUUGCUCCUUGUGCUUUUCCUGAGACCAUAAAGAAGUGAGUUCUUGUGAUCAGUGAGGGAGUUUAUUUAUUUGGUUACAGAAACAAUUGAACUCAACAACACGAAAAAUAUGAAAAAAUGUAUAAAGGUAUUUCAGGCCCUGGGUUUGUGACUCAUCUUUUCUCAUUCCCUUAUUAAAUACAUUUAAAAAGCACUCUGUUUUUAUUGGAUCUGUAACUCGGACACAAGCCAUGUCUCAUCACGGCAUAAAGUAAAUAGAAAUAGAAUAAAUAGAAUAAAUAUAUGAAUAUCAAGUUAGGGUGUGGUUCUGAUAUCUAAAUUCAUAAAUUCCAUUAAUUUCAGGAAUUCGGGUUUUCUUUAAUUGUGUCACCUUCGAGACAACGUACAGAAGGUUCCGGGUUGUUUCAAAUUUAAGUUAUGUCUUUUGUCCGCGAUUAACGUUAAAUGUUUAACCUACUUAUAUCGUGUGGUAUAUUAUGCGCAUGUGGUAAAGUUAUACGAUCCGUGAAAUCAUACAGAAUCUGAAAAUCGCUCGUCUUUUCACAUUUACGAAAGUAAACAUACGCAAAUCGGCUGCUAAUGAUGGAGUUUGUAAAAAAAAAACCUCUAUGUGUCCGUUUAAUCCUGCAUGAAUACAGCUUUCUGUUACAGUCGCCGACUUGGACAAGAUUGGUCUGGAAAAAAAAGGCUCACAACCAAAUGAACAGAGCGUGCUUGUUUAAAUCGAGCCUGAAUUCAAUAUUUAUAUAUAUUAAGGUUUGUUAACCGCUUAAAUUUUUUUUUAUUAAAUUGCGGAAAAAUUCCGAGUGCCAAAACAUUUGACAAUUAUUUAAGAAGGGAAAGAGAAAAAUGCAAAACGAUAUAAUACAAUACAUAAAAUCUAUACAGUAUCUUGACUAUCAGAGUUAUAAAAGGUCUAACAUUUGAUUAUAUUUAUUAAUAAGUAGAUUUUAUUAACAUUCUCCCCUCACAUUACGUCAAGUGUCGGAUUUAUUUACAAAGCCUCGUAUGUUUCGAAACUUCUUUAUCGACAUAUUCAUCUUUCACUUCACAUUGAAGAUGAGUUCGGAUCCUUUAUUUCAGCUCGAUGUCUUGUUCUGAAUCUUUCUGUCUUACCGAUGUUCUAGUUUUCACGUUUAAUCGCUAAAAUCGACGAUCGUCAGCGCACGAGUCUGACUUCAGGGGUGAGAUGUGGAGAUCGGAUUAGAAAUAGAUUUAUUAUAUUACACCUCAUAUGAUUUACAAAUUCAUAACUGAUAGAUCACAAAAAACUCUCCUGAUGAAAAAAAAUCACUUCUAAUAUGUUUUAACUUAUUUCUGAUGGUGUGUAAUGGCAGUUUAAUAGAAUGUCACAUUUCUAAUAGUUCUUUUUAUUACUUUUAUUAUAUAUUCUGGUGCUGACCUCAGUGAACAGUGAGAGAAUUUUCUGUUGGUGAUAUUUGGACAGAAAACUGCAAACAGAAGCCUUUAGGAAGCUGAUGGAAGCUGAUACUGAUUACGAUUAUGUACUGGAAACCAGUAGAGAUUUUCCAAAAGGACUGUAAUCAUGUUUUCAGUGGGGUUUUAUGUGGAAGUGGAUGAAUUUAAAUUCUUUCUAGAGUUUAACCUUUAAAUAUGUCAUUAUUAAGUAGUUACGGUUCAGAGAUGCCGUAGUGCUGGAAGC